Molecule: messenger RNA, 1344 nt
Organism: Penicillium pulvis
Lineage: Eukaryota; Fungi; Ascomycota; Eurotiomycetes; Eurotiales; Aspergillaceae
Product: bifunctional folylpolyglutamate synthase/dihydrofolate synthase
Exons: 1
Coding region: 1-1344 (447 amino acids)
Biological process (GO): tetrahydrofolylpolyglutamate biosynthetic process
Cellular component (GO): cytoplasm; mitochondrion; cytosol
Molecular function (GO): ATP binding; tetrahydrofolylpolyglutamate synthase activity
Source: RefSeq, a predicted model, not a curated record
AUGUCACAUAUUUACCUUAAACCCACCAACAAAGAACAGGCUCAAGACAUUGAUAACCUCAAUGUCAUUCAUGUCGCUGGAACAAAGGGCAAAGGCAGCACAUGUGCCUACGUUGAUAGCAUUUUGCGGGAGCACGCAAAAAGAAAUGGGAUCUCACGGAAAAUUGGACUCUAUACAUCGCCGAGCCUGUGGCCGCGAAAUCGAAUCCGGAUCAACUCAAAUCCACUACCAGAGGAUACAUUUUUCCAACGCUUCGGUGAGGUAUGUACCGGCCUAUGCAUUGACCCUGAUAGGCCGUCUCCCGAGAUCAAGACCCCUGGAUUGCUUCAGAUGAUGGCUAUUGUAUCGUUCCACACUUUCAUAAAAGAAGAGGUGGAUGUAGUCAUUUGCGAGACUCAUCACGGUGGCCAGUAUGAUGCGACCAAUUUCGUUCAACAUCCUGUCAUCACUGCCAUCACGAAGAUCGGUAUGGACCACGUUGACAAUCUAGGCGGGUCUAUCCAGAAUAUUGCUUGGCACAAGAGUGGGAUCUUUAAAGCCGGGGCUCUUGCACUUUCGGUUCCACAGGUUCCAGAGGCUGAAGGUGAGAUGAGGAGCCGGGAGAAGGAACUGGGUGCGUCACUGCACUUCAUCAAAGAUGUCAAGGGCGCAUUACUUCAGUUCAUCACAGACGUCACGUUUGAAAGCAUUCAGCCCGAGCAGCGAGAGAAUUGCGCACUCGCCACGCAAAUCACUCAUAAUUUUCUCCUGAUGAGUGGUCAAUCGCUCGACGAACAAGACGUUCAGGCUGGUAUUGAGAAGUUUCGCUGGCCUGGGCGCUUCGAUAUUGUCGAGUCCGGUGGCUCUACUUGGUAUUUGGAUGGAGCACACAACGAAAUGAGCAUGGAAGUUGUUGGAAAGUGGUAUGAGCGGGUGGCCCAUGCUAAGUAUAUUCCCUUAUAUAUUCCAUGCGCCAAUACCAGCCAGUAUUCUAACAUAUUGAGCAGCUCUAUCCGAGUUCUUAUUUUUGCUCAUUUUUCACCGGAGCGGACGCGUGACUGGUCUAAGAUAUUACAAAGGCUUGGUAGAUAUCUACAGACGCCGGUUCAGCAUGUCAUAUUUGUCAAGCAAAUUGAAUAUGAUCAAUUUUGCACUUCAGAAGAACGGCUGGAUGAAUAUUCUCAGCUCUGGGAGAAUAGUUGGCCUUCCAGUGCCAUAUAUAAGGCUGAUAGUGUUGGAGAUAGCAUCAACCAGGCCAAGAAUAUUGGUUCGGGGGCGCAAAUCUUGGUUACAGGAAGCCUGUACUUGGUAGAAGCUGCUUUAGAGCUUAUCAAGAGCGAGACUAAGUGUCAAAUCUGCGCCUGA